AGACGACGACGAAACAUGACGUCUCGGUGGUUCGUUCCGGUGCUCGCCCUCUGCCUCUUGUGUCAGCUGGCCGCGGUCGCCUACGCGGACGUCGACGCCGCCUCCGGAGGCGGCGGCCGACCGUCGCAUCGCGUCAGGGUCAAGCUAUUCUACGAGACCCACUGCCCGUACAGCCGCAAGUUCAUCACGACGCAGCUGUGGCCGACCUACCUGAAGCUCAGCGACCGGCUCAACGUCAACCUCGUGCCCUACGGCAUGGCCCUGAAGAAAGAGGCCGUGGGCGCCGACGGGCGCAAGAGGACCGAGAUCACGUGCCAGCACGGCCACAACGAGUGCGUCGCCAACAUGAUCCAGGCGUGCGCUGUGUCGCUCUACAGGGGCACCUACCAGCUGCUCGCGUUCGUCGUCUGCAUGGAGUCGUCGCCGACUCCGCACAAGGUGGCCAAGUCGUGCUCGUCGCGGGUCGGCGUCAGCUGGUCGGCGCUUGAACACUGCACGUCGACGCGAGCGGGACCUCGGCUCCUGCUGAAGAUGGGCCGCAAGACGGCGUCCCACCGGCCCGCGGUGCAGUACGUCCCGUUCGUCGUCGUCAACGGGAAGCAGGACGAGGACGUCCAGAAGCGGGCGGUCUCGGACUUUUUAGGACUGGUCUGUUCCAUGUUCGCCGAUCCCGUGCCGCGCGCUUGCGUUCCGGGCCAGCGGUCCCAGCGGUCGGAGGUGGACGCCACUUCUUCUGAGGGACAGCUUGGCUUGCGAGGGUUGAACGUCACCGAAGCGGCACUGACGGGGGCGACGGCGAACGAAACCAACGUGCAGCGGACGUGA
This is a messenger RNA of Rhipicephalus sanguineus (brown dog tick), 825 nucleotides long. Its product is annotated as gamma-interferon-inducible lysosomal thiol reductase-like. NCBI's taxonomy places the organism in Eukaryota, Metazoa, Arthropoda, Arachnida, Ixodida, Ixodidae. Gene Ontology annotation, molecular function: oxidoreductase activity, acting on a sulfur group of donors, disulfide as acceptor. Bases 16 to 825 code for a protein of 269 amino acids. The record is from RefSeq and is a predicted model, not a curated record. The transcript has a single exon.